This is a messenger RNA of Daktulosphaira vitifoliae (grape phylloxera), 2260 nucleotides long. Its product is annotated as ethanolaminephosphotransferase 1. Gene Ontology annotation, molecular function: ethanolaminephosphotransferase activity. Gene Ontology annotation, cellular component: endoplasmic reticulum membrane; Golgi apparatus. The transcript is spliced from 9 exons. The record is from RefSeq and is a predicted model, not a curated record. The coding region runs from base 414 to 1574 and encodes 386 amino acids. Lineage: Eukaryota; Metazoa; Arthropoda; Insecta; Hemiptera; Phylloxeridae. Gene Ontology annotation, biological process: phosphatidylethanolamine biosynthetic process.
UAACUGUAAACUUAUUAUUCGAGUAAAAAAUGAUAAACAGAUAGCGCUACAUUACUAAUUUUUAUAUCACAAAAUAAUAUACUUCAAGGAUGACCGGUUGAACGUUGAAUGUAGAUCAAUGAAAAACCGGGUUAGAAAUUCAUCACAAAUAAAUUGUAUAACAAUUCAAAGUUCAAGGAUCAAAUUGUGUUUAAGUUAACAUAUUUAUAAAAAAACUACGUUUUAAACAUACUAGUUCAAUAACCGUUAUGAUUAUUUGGAUUAAGUCCAUUUUAAUAUGAAAAAGAUGCAAAUAACUUAAUAUUUUUGGAAGAAAUAAAAUAAAAUAAUCAAUUAAUAAUUGUAUUCUAUAUAUUAUCAGUACUUUAAUAUAAUUUAUUUAGUUACUUUUAUGCGAGAGCCUCCAUAUCAUCAUGUACGAUCAUUUAUAUCUUAAAACGGAUCAUCUAAAAGGUUUUGAUAAUUAUAAAUAUAAUGCAAUUGAUACCAAUCCAUUGGGGGUGUAUGUUAUGCAUCCAUUUUGGAAUUUUACUAUUAAAUUUAUUCCUAGAUGGAUUGCACCCAACUUAUUAACAUUUGUUGGUUUUCUCUUCACAGUGGCAGCCUCUUUAUUGCUUAGUUAUUAUGAUUAUGGGUUCUACGCUUCAGGAAAGUUAUACAAAGGUAGCUCUAUACCAAAUUGGGUAUUUGGAGUUGUAUCAUUAUUUUUAUUCAUAUCUUAUUCUCUUGAUGGUUUAGAUGGUAAGCAAGCCAGGCGCACUGGUACUAGUGGUCCUUUAGGAGAAUUGUUUGAUCAUGGACUAGAUUCAUGGACAACAGUUUUUAUACCAACAGCUCUGUAUUCAAUUUUUGGACGCAACGAUCCAACUACUAUUGAACCAAUUAGAAUGUAUUAUAUAUGUCUUAUGGUAUUCAUCAACUUUUAUUUAGCACACUGGGAAAAGUACAAUACAGGAGUGUUGUAUUUACCUUGGAGCUAUGACUGUUCAAUGGUUGGUUUAGUAUUAUUUUUUGCUCUCACUGCAAUUGUUGGGCCAGAGAGAUGGAAAAUGACUGUGAUAAAACAAUAUUCUUUUGGUCAAAUUACUGAAAUUUUAUUUUAUAUUACGACAUUCAUAAGCAAUGUACCAGUUUCUAUUUAUAAUAUCUAUGUUUGUUAUAGAGAUAAAACAGGCAAAAAUCUUAGUUUGUAUGAAGGCAGUCGACCUUUAAUACCUUUAACUGUAUUUGUAUCGCUUUGUUUAAUUUGGAUAAAGUACUCAUCUACAAAUAUUCUAGAAAGAGAUCCUCGUAUGUUCUUCAUGAUGAGUGGAGCUGUGUUUUCUAAUAUUUCAUGUCGUUUAAUUGUUGCUCAAAUGAGUAAAACUCGUUGUGAUGGACAUAAUAUUUUGUUGACGUUUUUGGGUUUUGCUGUAGUUCUAAGCAUAUAUCUACCUUCCAUUGAACUAUUGGUUAUGUAUCUCAUGACAUUGUUAAGCAUAUUGGCUCAUAUUCAUUAUGGAACAUGUGUAGUUAAACAAAUGGCUGAUCAUUUCAACAUACAAUGCUUCAAAAUUCCAUGUAAUAAAAAAUAAUUAUUAUGUUUGUGUGUUUUAUUGAUCUACUUAAAUAGAUGAGUUUUACCAAACAACAUUAAAUUGAAACUUUACCAAACUUUAUUUUUAAUGUAAUACUUACAAAGUUAAAAUGUAACCUUUUAGAUCAAUUGAUUGUUGUUUUUAGGUUUUAUUAUUAAAUACUUACAAUACUUUAUACAAUUAUGGGCCUUGUUUAUUAAAUAUUUUAAUGUAUUAAAAACAUAUUGCUAAUUAACUAACAUAAUUAAAAUUUAACCAACUUCCGGAUAAUGACUACAGAAGGCAAGGCUUAGUUUAUAUAUAUAUAUAAAAAAAAAUUAGAAAUUUAUCUGUUUUUUACCAAACAAAUUUUGCACAUGAAUUAUUGUACAAAUGUUUUAUUUCCUUAAAUAAAUUUUAUUGCUUAGGUUAUUUAUUUGCAAAUUGUACAUCCUAACAGUUUUAUUUAUAUUUAUUGUUUGAGUAAGAAUUUAAUUUUACUUAAGUGUAUAUUGUUAACAUUUAGAUGGAUAAUGAUUAUGUACUUACAAUCAAAGCUAGAAAAUAAUUCAAUCUUUUAGUUUCAUCAAUUUAUGUAUUAUAAUUUACUUUUAUGAACAUUACUUUUAUAAAAUUAAUAGUUUUUCAAAUUAAAAAAAAUUAUAUAUUUCAGUUACAUUUUUGUAAUAUAUAAAUAAAAAUGA